AAGGGAUGUUUAUGUUAUAUUGUGUCUAACCCCAUAGGUGAAAAAACUUCAGAUGAUGUUGAGGCAGGCCAACGAUCAGCUAGAAAAAGCAAUACAAGAGAAACAGGAGCUGGAGGAAUUUAUGAAACAAAGUAGUGAAGACUCAGUAAAUCAGAUCUCAUCACUUACUGCUAGAGUUCAGGAAUCUGAUGCCUUACUUAGUGAAUUACAGCAGGCAUUUUGUCAAGCUAAAAGAAAUGUCCAAGAUCAAAUGGCUGUCCUGAUGCAGUCACGAGAGCUUGUUUCAGAGGAAUUGGAGAGGCUCCAGAAAGACAACGAAAGCCUUCAAGGGAAACAUUGUCUGCAUGUGUCUUUACAACAAGCUGAGGAUUUUAUCCUUCCAGAAACUGGAGAGGAACUCCGCGAACUGGUCCUCAAGUAUCGUGAAGACAUUAUUAGUGUACGAACUGCGGCCGAUCAUCUGGAAGAAAAACUGAAGGCAGAAAUUUUGUUUUUAAAAGAACAGAUUCAAGCUGAACAAUGUUUAAAAGAGAACAUAGAAGAGACUCUGCAGCUAGAAAUAGAGAAUUGCAAAGAGGAAAUAGCUGCUGCAUCCAGUCUAAAAACAGAAUUGGAGCAAAUAAGAGUUGAUAAAGGGCAGUUGGAAUCCUCCUUGAAAGAAAAGAUGCAGCAGUUAGAAAAUUUUGAGGAAAGGGAAAAUGUUCUCGAAGAACAGCUGAAGAAGGAAGUUGCCACAAAGGCUAACUUAGAACACAUGAUGUUCGAGGAGAAAAACAAAGCUCAACGGCUUCAGACAGAAUUGGAUGUCAGUGAGCAAGUACAGAGAGACUUUGUUAAGCUUUCUCAGACCCUUCAGGUCCAGUUGGAACGGAUCCGGCAGGCAGAUUCCCUGGAGAGAAUUCGUGCAAUCCUCAAUGAUACAAAACUGACUGACAUUAAUCAGCUACCAGAAACAUGACAACCUCAGUGGUAGAGCUGCAAAGCUACAUUUUGGUUUUUUUUUUUAAACCUCCCUCUUUAUAGCGAAACCUUUAAUAAUUAUUUAAUUCUAACUUAAAGAGCAGAUGAUGACACAAGAGCCACGGUCCAGGUUGUGUUUCUGGGUGGGAGAGGAAGGUUUUCUGGGCGGGAAGAAAGUUUCACACUGAGAUGAAUUGCAGGACCCUCCAGGGUAUCUGCCUUCAGUGUAGUUGGACUUUUCCAUAUAACUCAUCUACCUUCAUCCUCUUGCGCCCCCCCCCCAUGAUUCUGGAAUACGGCAUUCCCUCCCUCCCUCUCAUCCAUACCCUGUUAAAAUACUGUGAUGAAAGUAGUUGCUGGAAAUUGUCUCCUCCCAUCCCACCCCAAAUCUUUUGGAGUGAAGUUACAAUAGCAAGUUGGGCAGAAGGGGAAAAUAGUAUAUUGUAUUAAUAUUUUAUAUUAAAAUAUGAAUUUAUUUGCAGGACACUGGAUUUGGGGUUUUUCUAGCUCAGUACAUUUUUUGUACCUUGAAUGUUGUGCUGGAAGAGCCCUAACUAAAAACAUGUACAGAAUACAGGCAGAAGGGGAUUAGAGAAGGCUGCAAAUUUUCAAAAAAGAACUUAAGGCACAGGGGAAAAAUGGAUAAUUAGAAUGUGGAAAUAAGUCACCUAAAUUCUUGAGACACAAAGGUCAGGGAAGUGAAGGUUAAUCUUCAUACAAAGAAAAGGAAGUGAAAAUAAAUUGCUUUUAUAUCUCUCAUUACUCAUUACUCCCCCCCCCCAAAAAAAAAGCUGCAUUGCACAAUAUCAACAUAUGGCUGGAUCCAGCGUUACACUUUUCUCACUGAAAUAUGUGACCUUGAGUUAGUUGCAUUUAUCAAUACACAUUUGAUUACCAUGGCGUAAAAAAAAUUAAGCCGUAUCAUACCUAUAGUACAGAGGGGUUUUGUGAAUCUUUACAGAUUCUACAAGACCUUUUGCUUUGAAUGUAUUUGUUUAAAGAUUGGGGUUUAAAAUUAUACAUUUAAGAUAAUGCUGCAACACAUCAGAUAGGAAAUGUUUGUGAAGCUGCAGUUAUGUUUAUGCUUGGACUGAAUGCUUCCCUUGAAAAGCCAGCACUCGUGAUAUAGGUCUGGAAAACCUUGUUCUGGACUUGCAAUCAGAACAUGCAAGAUGCAUUAAACUCCAUUAUGGAAAGAUCCCAGCAGAACCCAAAUGCAACUGAUUUGCUGUGAUCCAACUCUUGAGGGGAAAGGAAGAUGCUUCUCUAAACUUAAAAUGGAGCUUUUAAAAUAAUUAAAAUUUAAAUUAUUUUUUUUUCCAGUCAGGCGGCUGCAUGAUUGCUUGGGUUCCAAUAAGAGCUUAUAAGCUCCUAGGAAUUGUUUUAAAUAGGAUGAGUGUAAAGUAGUUAAAAUAUGUUUAAUCUGUAUUUCUAUUGAAUUUUUAUUCUUGUGGUCAAGCAGUUGAACAAAUCAAUGUUGAACUGGGCUAAUGGAGUUGCAAGCAACUGUUCUUUCCCAAUUCUUCCACACCUGUCAAGAGAGCAACUAUCAAUUAUGACAUUCAUUUUCUAAAGACCAGAAUCAGUCUAAUUUAAUCAUGUUUAUUAUGACCUGGUUCUUGAACAAGCAAGUAUUGAUCCAAUAGCUAGUUCGUAUAUUGGUGUAAAUAAAUGAGCAGCUUGAGUACUUCCCCAUUGUUGAAAAAAAAGCUAUCGUUCUAUUUUACUUUUUGGGUGGGCAAGGACCAUCAACUGAAUUUAUCUGUUUCAGGUUUUCUGGGUAGUAAUCGAGGUGAGGAGGAAGAGAGGGGGCAACUUGAUUCCCUGUAAGUUCUAAUUAUGUAACUGGUACAAAAUCAAAAAACAUUUGCUGAAAUCCAGUCUGUUUCAAUCUGCUGGUUAGAAAAAAACUGUUAAAAACAUUACAGUGACAAAAAAAAAGUGGACUUAGGCCUAGAAAUGAAGAACUUGCUCUAAUGAAGUGCAUCAGCAUGUUUCUUUGCAUCUUUAAUAUGGUAUUAGAAAUGGAUUUACCCUUCUUCCCUAAUCCUGCUGAUGCAAUUGGUACAUCAUUAAAUUUCAGCAACGAUGGCUUUCCUUUUAGGAAAGCAGCAUUUUCAAAGACCCCUGUCAAAUAUGGUCAAGCUCAUCUAAGCCUUUGUAUUAAAUUGGCUAAAAACCACAUGUGUUAAUUGGGGAGGCAAUGCUAUGAUCUCUAAAGUGGUGAGAUUAGCUAUGAUACACAUAAAGAAUGAUACCAUAAAUUGGAUGCAUAAUAUUCUAUUUAGCAUAGUGAACAAGUACUGUUCUGCUAUUCGUCCUGAAGCCUGGAAGUAUUUCAGAAUCAUUAGGGAAAGAAAUAAUCAAACUAACAUGGAAGGAAACGCAGGGAAAAUAGAUCUGUAGUACUACAUUUAAAAUUUAUACAUAUAAUUAAAUAUUGACAAUACUAUAAAUCCACAAGUCUACAAACCCGAGAAGAAUAAUAUGCUGCUAGUUCACACAAUUUUUAAAAAGAGAAAAUUUGUUUUAAUGGCAGGAAAUGCUAAUUUCAAAAUUGAUCUUGAAAAUGAAUUGCUUUCAUAAUUAACUUUUUUUUAAAAAAGGCUGUAUGGAUCUGACUUUUUUAAUGUAAAGGAGUAAUUUAUACCAUUAGCUUUCAGUCUCAUUCAAAGGCUUAGCUACUACAAAUAGGUAUAACACUGUGACAUGUACUGAUUUAAACAGGGAUUGUGUGCAAAAUGAGUAAAGAACAGUAAGGCUGGCUUUGUUCUGUAUACUUGUACAGUCUUUUUGUAUGCAAAAUAUAUACAAAAAGGUCACAGAAUUACUGGAAGACUUGUACAAUCUUAAUAUGUGCACAAUAGGUUCUUCCAACAUGUCAAAUGGUUUCCUUUCACUUUUGAAUCUCCUAUGGCUAUACAGCUUCUAACAACACAGUGUGGCCAAGGAUAAGGGUGGGAGAUGGGUAAAUAAUCUACAAAGCCCCCUUUAAAAAAAAACUAGCCUUCAAAUUCCACAAUUUUGGAAUUAUAUUGCAUUCCAGCAAAAGCCACUGGUGUCCUGUGAAACUGUGGAUGUAAAAUUAUCCUGUCUAUUGAAUUAAAAAAUGUAACCAUUUGUUAACUGUAUUGGAGGUGUAUACUGCAAAAGUGUUCCAAAUUAAAGGAGGAAAGUCUUGCAA
This is a messenger RNA of Crotalus tigris (Tiger rattlesnake), 4144 nucleotides long. RefSeq names its product rabaptin, RAB GTPase binding effector protein 1 (gene RABEP1). The record is from RefSeq and is a predicted model, not a curated record. Gene Ontology annotation, molecular function: GTPase activator activity. The coding region runs from base 53 to 958 and encodes 301 amino acids. The transcript has 8 exons. Gene Ontology annotation, biological process: endocytosis; Golgi to plasma membrane transport. Lineage: Eukaryota; Metazoa; Chordata; Lepidosauria; Squamata; Viperidae. Gene Ontology annotation, cellular component: endocytic vesicle; endosome.